Molecule: messenger RNA, 501 nt
Organism: Drosophila simulans
Lineage: Eukaryota; Metazoa; Arthropoda; Insecta; Diptera; Drosophilidae
Product: secreted RxLR effector protein 161-like
Exons: 1
Coding region: 1-501 (166 amino acids)
Source: RefSeq, a predicted model, not a curated record
AUGGCGAAGACACCUCUAGAUGAAGGAUUCCAGAUUGACUGUACAAGCGAUCAGUGCAAGAAUGUUGAACCAGCUGUUUACCAAUCCGUUAUUGGAGAGCUUGUGUGGCUAACUAUUACGACAAGACCAGACAUCCUUCACUCAGUAUCAGAACAUAUGACAGCCAUAAAGCAUAUGUUCAGAUACUUUUCAGCACCCGUUGACAUGAAGCUACACUAUAAACAGUGCGGUCAACCUUUCUUUGGAUUUGUGGAUGCAGACUGGGCAGGUGAUAGGAUUGACCGGAAGUCUUACACUGCGUACAUCUAUUUUCUGGCUGGUGGUCCGAUUUCUUGGCAUUCGGAAAAACAACGAAGCGUGGCGCUUAGCAGUACUGAAGCGGAGGAGGCUAUGGUAAUGCGAAGGCUGAUUUUGGAAAUAGGCUGUGGAACCAACGAUGCUCCGAUAAUCACUGGCAUUAAACAAGAAUCCAGUCUACCAUUCCAGAGCAAGGCAUAUUGA